This is a messenger RNA of Hydractinia symbiolongicarpus, 1743 nucleotides long. RefSeq names its product adenylyltransferase and sulfurtransferase MOCS3-like. NCBI's taxonomy places the organism in Eukaryota, Metazoa, Cnidaria, Hydrozoa, Anthoathecata, Hydractiniidae. The coding region runs from base 341 to 1690 and encodes 449 amino acids. Gene Ontology annotation, cellular component: cytosol; cytoplasm. Gene Ontology annotation, biological process: protein urmylation; tRNA wobble position uridine thiolation. The transcript has 13 exons. The record is from RefSeq and is a predicted model, not a curated record. Gene Ontology annotation, molecular function: URM1 activating enzyme activity; adenylyltransferase activity; thiosulfate-cyanide sulfurtransferase activity.
AAUAGCUGAAAUAAAAAUUGUUUUUUAAAGAUGUUCUGCAAUCCAUAUUUCAUGCUUUAAACUAUCUAUACAGGAAUGUUUCUGUGAUCCUGUUUUGAUUGUUUUGUAAUAGAUCUACAAGAUGUUUUCACGAUCUAUGAUUCUGUUUUGUCAUUUUUUUAAAUGAUCUACAGAAAUGUUUUCAAAUUUCUACAAUCCCAUUUUUAACUGCUUUUAUAUGAUCUAUGCCGAUGUUUUUCUACAAUCCAAUUUGACUGUUUUUUAAUGAUUUAUGCGAAUGUUUCUUUUUAUCUGAAUGAAUUUACUCUUUUAUACUAUUUUUUCAUUAUAGCAUACAACAAUGGACAUUCAAGCAAUGGAAUGUAUGAAAUGCCAAGAUUUAAAAAAGAGAAUUGCGGAAUUGGAAAAAGAAUUGAGUGAAUUGAAAUUACACAAGUUGCGGGAGAGUAAUCAGAAACUCUCAGUUUCAUCAAACCAUUUUCCUUUUAAAAAAUGCAAUUUGUCCAACAAAGACAUACAAAGAUACUCAAGGCAAAUUAUUUUACCAGAAAUAGCUGUGAAUGGUCAGUAUAAGCUUCAAGCAUCAUCAGUGCUGGUAGUUGGUGCUGGUGGCCUUGGUUGUCCAGCUGCCAUGUAUUUGGCAGCUGCAGGCAUAGGUUGCAUUGGUCUUGUUGAUCACGAUGUUGCUGACUUAAGCAAUCUACAUCGACAGGUGCUUCAUAAAGAAGAUACCAUAGGAAAAGAAAAAGUUGAUUCUGCCAUUGCAGAGCUUAAAAGGUUAAACUCAAGUGUAAAAUUUAAUAGAUAUCACAUAGUUCUUUCAUCUGGAAAUGUUUUGGAUGUUAUAAAAGAACAUGACAUUGUUCUUGAUUGUACAGACAACGUUGCUACAAGGUACCUAUUAAACGAUGCUUGUGUGUUUGCAAAGAAGACAUUGAUUUCUGGCAGCGCAUUACGAUUUGAAGGCCAGCUGACAGUUUAUAAUCAUAAGAACGGACCGUGCUAUAGAUGUCUUUAUCCUUCUCCACCCCCAGCGGAAACUGUCACCAACUGUUCAGAUGGUGGAGUGAUCGGAGCAGUAACUGGUGUAAUCGGUUCAUUGCAAGCAUUAGAAGCUGUAAAAAUUAUCACUGGCAAUGAAUGUUCUUACGCUGGUAAAAUGUUGCUUUAUGAUGGAUUAAAUGGAACUUUCCGAAAUAUUAAACUGCGUGAACGGAAGCCGAAUUGUGUUGUUUGUGGAGAUAAUUCAUCUGUGACAGUGUUGCAAGAUUACGAACAGUUCUGCGGAUCGACCGCAUCUGAUAAAGAACACAGUGUGCAUUUGUUGGAAAAAGAUAAAAGAAUAACAGUACAGGAUUAUGCGACAUUAAUGAAAGCCGGAGGAGAGCAUCUGUUAGUUGACGUUCGACCGAAGAUUGAAUUCGAAAUUUGUUCCUUAACCAAUUCAAUAAAUGUACCUAUUGAAGAUGUAUUACGCAUGCGCGACUUACACGACGUCGAAGAAGCGGUCAGAAAGAAGCUACCGGUAUAUAUUGCAUGCAAACGAGGUAAUGAUUCACAAAAGGCGGUCCUGAAAAUACUCGACUAUGUUAAAACACGAGGAAUAAGUGAUAAAGUUACGGUAAAAGACAUUAUUGGAGGUUUAUCGAGCUGGAGUAGGAACGUUGAACCAAAUUUUCCUACGUAUUAAAUUUAAUACUUUGUAAUUUCAUGGGAUUGACAGAAAGAAAUAACUUCUACAUA